Molecule: messenger RNA, 6285 nt
Organism: Caretta caretta (loggerhead turtle)
Lineage: Eukaryota; Metazoa; Chordata; Testudines; Cheloniidae
Source: RefSeq, a predicted model, not a curated record
UCUGACAGGCUGAGGAAUCGCGUCCACGUUUCACUCCAGAUCGUCCCGUCUUGCAGGGGACAGGGCAGGGAAAUGGCUGUGAUGGAGCCAGCUCAGAUGCCGGUGACCUUCGAGGAGGUGGCUCUGUAUUUCACCCAGGGUCAGGGGGCUCUGUUGGACUCUGCUCAGAGAGCCCUCUACAGGGACGUCAUGCAGGAGAACUACGAGACGGUGACCUCGCUGGGAUUCCCCCUUCCCAAACCUGACCUGAUCAUGCGGCUGGAACAAGGGGAAGAGCCAUGGGUGCCCGAUCUUCAGGCCUGUGAGAAAAAAGAGAUCCCGAGAGGCUCCCACACAGCAGGUGAUGAGAGAGUGAGUGAGAAGAAGGAGGGGAAUCAACAGCAGGAAGUUUCAUGGGACGGGGAACCGCAGGGGACCUUUGUGGGAAGAACUGAAGGGAUUUUUUCCCAGUACUUGGCACAGGGAGAAGCCUGGGGAAAUUGGCAGAGGUCAAAGAGGCUGCUGGGAAACCACUCAAGGGAGCAAAUGGAUGAAUCUAUUAUAUAUGGGGAAGGACACAGGAAUCCCACAGCCCGGCAGACAACCCCCAAGGAAGACAAACACUAUGAAUGCCUCGGUUAUGGGAAAGGAUUUGUUCUAAGAUCACAGCUUGCUACACUUCAGGCAAUAAAUAUUGGAGAGAAAACACUUCAAUGCUUGGACUGUGGGGAAAACUAUAAUAAGCACUCACAACUUACUAACCAUGGGAGAAGCCAAAUGGGAGAGAAACCCUCUCAGUGCCUUGAGGGCAGGAAUUGUUUGAAUUGGAAGUCAGCACUGAUUACACAUCAGAAAAUCCGCACAGACGACAGACCCCAUAAGUGCUUAGACUGUGGAAAAAGUUUCAUACAGAGGUCAGUCCUUGUCAGACAUCAGGCAAUCCACACUGGAGAGAGACCCCAUAAGUGCAUAGACUGUGGAAAAAGUUUCAUACAGAGGUCAGACCUUGUCAGACAUCAGGCAGUCCACACUGGAGAGAGACCCCAUAAGUGCAUAGACUGUGGGAAAAGUUUCAUACGGAGAUCACACCUUCUUAUACAUCAGGCAAUCCACACCGGAGAGAGACCCCACAAGUGCUUAGACUGUGGGAAAAAUUUCAUACAGAGAUCACACCUUCUUAUACAUCAGGCAAUCCACACUGGAGAGACACCCCAUAAGUGCUUAGACUGUGGAAAAAGUUUCAUACAGAAGUCAACCCUUGUUGUACAUCAGGCAAUCCACACUGGAGAGAGACAUAAGUGCUUAGACUGUGGGAAGAGUUUCACACAGAGGUCAAACCUUCUUAUACAUCAGGCAAUCCACACUGGAGAGAGACCCCAUAAGUGCUUAGACUGUGGGAAAAGUUACAUACGGAGGUCAGACCUUGUUAAACAUCAGGCAAUCCACACAGGAGAGAGACCCCAUAAGUGCUUGGAGUGUGGAAAAAGUUUCAUACGGAGGUCAGACCUUGUUAAUCAUCAGGUAAUCCACACAGGAGAGAGACCCCAUAAGUGCUUAGACUGUGGGAAAAAUUUCACACAGAGGUCAAACCUUCUUAUGCAUCAGGCAAUCCACACAGGAGAGAGACCCUAUAAGUGCUUAGACUGUGGGAAGAGUUUCAUACAGAGGUCAAACUUUCUUAUACAUCAGGCAAUCCACACAGGAGAGAGACCCCAUAAGUGCUUAGUCUGUGGGAAAAGUUUCAUACGGAGGUCAGACCUUGUUAAUCAUCAGGCAAUCCACACAGGAGAGAGACCCCAUAAGUGCUUAGACUGUGGGAAGAGUUUCACAGUGAGGUCAAACCUUGUUAAACAUCAGGCAAUCCACACAGGAGAAAGACCCCAUAAGUGCUUAGACUGUGGGAAGAGUUUCACACAGAAGUCAAACCUUCUUAUACAUCAGGCAAUCCACACUGGAGAGAGACCCCAUAAGUGCUUAGACUGUGGGAAAAGUUUCAUACAGAGGUCAAACCUUGUUGAUCAUCAGGCAGUCCACACAGGAGAGAGACCCCAUAAGUGCUUAGACUGUGGGAAGAGUUUCAUACAGAGGUCAAACCUUCUUAUACAUCAGGCAAUCCACACUGGAGAGAGACCCCAUAAGUGCUUAGACUGUGGGAAAAGUUUCAUACGGAGGUCAGACCUUGUUAAUCAUCAGGCAAUCCACACAGGAGAGAGACCCCAUAAGUGCUUGGACUGUGGGAAGAGUUUCAUACGGAGGUCUGACCUUCUUAUACAUCAGGCAAUCCACACUGGAGAGAGACCCCAUAAGUGCUUAGACUGUGGGAAAAGUUUCAGACAGAGGUCCCACCUUGUUAAACAUCAAGCAAUUCAUACAAGAGGGAUACCAUAAGACUCUCGGAAAGGUUUCAGAAACAGAUCAGCCCUUCUAAAGAUCAGGCAAUCCACACACAAGAGACCCCCAUAAGUGCUUAGACUAUGGAAAAAUGUUUCAAAUAUAUGUCAUCCCUUGUUUUACAUCAGAGAAUCCACACAGAGGAGUGACCCCACAAGUGCUUAGCCUGUGAAAGACCUUUUAAAUGGAGGAAAGAACUUGUUUCACAUCAGGCAAUCCACACAAGAAACACACCCAAUUGAGUGUUUGGACCAUGUGAAAAGUUUCACACAAAGAUUCAAUCUUAUUACACUCAGAGGAUCCACCCAGGAGAGAGACCCCAUCAGUGCUCAGAUUGGAAAAAUGUUCCUACAGUGGUCAGACCUUGUUAAACAUCAGCUAAUCCACACAGGAGAGAGAGACCCCAUCAGUGCUUAGGCUGUGAGGAAAGUUUUAUAUGGAGCAGCCCAUGUUUUACAUCAGAGAAUCCGCACAGGAGACCCCAUAAGUGCUUAGACGAUGGAGAAUGUUUCAUAUCAUGGUCAAGUGCUUGGACCAUGGGAAAGGUUUCAGAAACACCUCAGCCCUACAGAACAUAAGCCAAUCCACACAGGAGAGAGGUCCCAUAACUGCUUAGACUGUGGGAAACAUUGCAGAAACUGAUCAGUCCUUGUUUUACAUCAGAAAAUCCAUAAGACUCCAUAAGUGCUUGGACUGUGGCAAAAGUUGUACACAGAGAUCACACCUCAUUAAACACGGGAGAAUUCACACAUGAUCUAAACUUCUGUGACACCUGGCCCAAAAGAGUUAAGAACCUUGCAGGCUAAUUGACCCAGAUUCAACCUUUAGAGACAUGUUAAAAGAGUGUGUAAAUGGUAUUUGGGGCCAUUCAAAGUAAUAGAGACAAGCACUUUGAAAUGUAAACUGGUGUUGUUAAAAAACUGGAAGAAGAUAGUAGGGCUGUUGAUUAAUUGCAGUUAACUCGUGUGAUUAACCCCAAAAAAUUCAUCGUAGUUAGAAAAAUUAAUCUCGAUGAAUCGCAUUGGUAAACAAUAGAAUACCAAUUGGAAUUUGUUAAAUGUUUUUGGAUGUUUUUCUACGUUUUCAUAUCUAUUGAUUUCGAUCACAACAAAGAAUAGAAAGUGCACAGUGCUCACUUUAUAUUAUUUUUAUUACAAAUAUUUGUACUGUAAACAUGCACAACAAAAACAGUAUUUUUCAGUUCCCCUCAUACAAGUGCUGCCAUGCAAUCUCUUUAUCAGGAAAGUGUAACUUAGAAACACAGAUGAUUUUAAUUAUAUAAGUGCGCUCCAAAAUAAAACAAAUAAAAACUCAGUGCUACUUCUUUUUCUGCCACUCGCUAUGCCAAACAAGUUUGUUUACAUUUUCGAGAGAGAAUGCUGCUUUGCUUCUAAUUUAUGAUGUCACCGGAAAGUGUGAGAAGGCGUUCCCAUGGCAUGUUUGUAGCUGGCAAUGCAGGUAUUUAUGUGCAAGAUAUGCUAAACAUGCCUAUGUCCGUUCAUGCUUCGGCCACCAUUCCAGUGGACGUGCUUCCAUGCUGACAGUGGCCAUUUAAAAAAAAAAAAAAGCAUUAAUUACAUUUUUGACUGAACUCCUUGAAGGAGACUUGUAGGUCCCCUGUUCUGUUUUACACACAUUCUGCCAAAUAUUUCGUAAUAUAGAAGUCACAGAUAAUGACCUAGCAUAUGACGGGACACUUUCACUGCAGAUUUCACAAAACGCAAAGAAAGUAACAAUCUGAGAUUUCUAAAGAUAGCGACAGCAUUCGGCCCAAGGUUUAAGAAUCUGAAGUGCCUUCCAAAAUCUGAGAGGGACGAGGUGUGGAGCAUGCUGUCAGAAGUCUUUAAAGAGGAACACCCUGAUUGGGAAAUUACAGAACUUGAAUCACCAAAAUAGAAAAUCAACCUUCUGCUGGUGGCAUCUGACUCAGUUGAUGAAAAUGAGCACGUGUCGGUCCGGUCUGCUUUGGAUCAUUAUCAAUUAGAACCCAUCAUUAGCAUGAAUUCAUGUCCUCUGUAAUGGUGGUUCCAGCGGGAAGGGACACAUGACUCUUUAGUGCAUCUGGCACAUAAAUAUCUUGUGAGGCCGGCUGCAACAGUGCCAUGAGAAUGCCUGUUUUCACUUUCAGGUGACCUGGUAAACAAGAAGUGGGCAGCAUGAUCUCCUGCAAAUUGUAACCAAACUUGUUUUUCUGAGGGACUGACUCAGCAGGACUGAGUGAAGUUGUAGGCUCUAAAAUUGUAGGCUCUAAAAUUUUACAUUGUUUAAUUUUUGAAUGCAGUUAUUUUUUUGUACAUAAUUCUACAUUUGUAAGUUCACCUUUCAUGAUAAAGAGAUUGCACUAAAGUAAUUGCAAUAGGUGAAUUAAAAAUUGUUUAUUUUGUUUUUUACAGUGCAAGUAUUUGUAAUAAAAAUAUAAAGUGCUCACUGUACACUUUGUAUUCUGUGAAAACAACGAGGAGUCCGUGUGGAACCUUAGAGACUAACACAUUUCUUUGGGCGUAAACUUUUGUGGGCUAUAACCCACUUCAUCAGAUGCGUGGAGUGUAUUCUGUGUCACAAUUGAAAUCAAUAUAUUUGAAAAUGUAUAAAACAUCCAAAAUAUUUAAAUAAAUGGUAUUCUAUUAUUGUUUAACAGCAUGAUUAAUCACAAUUAAUUUUUUUAAUCGCUUGACUGCCCUAGCAGACAGUAAUUGUAGAAGUCUCUGUUUACCUAUAUCUUGUUACAGAUUAACAGUGUAACCAAGGGGUUCCUGUCUAGGACUGUAUCUUGUUAAUUCAGAAGUCAAAAGGAAAUAUUAACAUUUAAAUGAAACUUGGGUGUAAUAAUGUCAUUGUAUAUAUAUCUCUUUUUAAAGUUUGUGGUAAACUGUCUGUGAAUGGCUUUAUGGAUAAUUACCUUAUAUUAAUCCAUGUAGUUUUAUUACCUGUGAUGUUUGGGAAAUAGGAGGUUACUUCCAAAACCUAUUGUUCACCCAAGGACUGCCUGCUGUCAAGAGGCUGCAAAAACGUCUAUAUAAACUCUUGGGACCUGAUCCGUUUCUCUCAGAUCUUCUUAAGCUUUAUUCGUGGGAAGUUUGAGUCGUAAGACUGAGAUCUCCAGUCCUCUCUGGACCGCCCUGAUAUUGAACAUUUGGACAUUGGACUAGAACGUGAUGAAAUUGUUAGGCUAUAGAUAUUCAAGCCUGUCUGUAAAGGCCUAUACUUUAAGAAUUUAGGGAUAUGUUUAUUAUUUAGCUAGUUAUAGAGGUAUAAAAGAAAGAAUCUGUGUAAGGGCCUUCUCUGACCUUGACGGUCUGAGGCCCUGUUCUUAGGCUAAGGCCUUUGGCCAAGCAGCAGAGGCAGCCAUAAGCUGGGAAGCGAACGGUCACCUCCUCACAUUCCAAACUAGUUGAAAUAAAGCAAUCUGGGGAUAAAAAGGUGAUCCGAUCUAUCACCUCCAGAGGAAGGGAAGAGCCUAGAAGAUGUAAAAGGAAAUUUAGUUUGAUAGUUUUCUGUCUGGUAAGAACUCACUUAUCAAUAGAUACAGCUGGGAAACCCUUAUGUCUUUAUAGAUGUAGUUGUGAAAUCCUCACUUUUGUAUUGUUUUGUCAUUAUAGUUCCCAUUUUGCUAUUGUUUAUUUGCAUGGUCUCUGUGUGGUUCUGUGAUUGUUUCUGUCUGCUGUUUAAUUAAUUUUGCUGGGUGUAAACUAAUUAAGGUGGUGGGAUAUAAUUGGCUAGCUAAUCAUCUUACAAUAUGUUAGGAUUGGUUAGGAAAAUUUCAGUAGACUGACUGGUUAAGGUAUAGCUAAGAAUAUUACAUAUAAAUUAGGGGCAAACAGGAAGUAAGUUGGGAUUCAAAAAUAAGGAAAAGGAACUUGGAUUUAAGCUUGCUGGAAGGUCACCCCAAUAAACAUCGAAUUGUUUGCACCUUCA